Molecule: messenger RNA, 3401 nt
Organism: Cephus cinctus (wheat stem sawfly)
Lineage: Eukaryota; Metazoa; Arthropoda; Insecta; Hymenoptera; Cephidae
Gene: SREBP
Product: sterol regulatory element-binding protein 1
Exons: 8
Coding region: 130-3111 (993 amino acids)
Biological process (GO): regulation of transcription by RNA polymerase II
Cellular component (GO): nucleus
Molecular function (GO): protein dimerization activity; RNA polymerase II cis-regulatory region sequence-specific DNA binding; DNA-binding transcription factor activity, RNA polymerase II-specific
Source: RefSeq, a predicted model, not a curated record
CAGUGGCACGAUCAUUUGUAAUUUUUGGUUACUACGUUUUGACACAUCGUGCGUGAAGUGUUGACUCGGUGAGAUAAUAUUUAAUGAAAUAUAGGAAAGCCCAACGAGUAGAGGAUAAAACUACUCCGAAUGGCCGAACCUGGUAGCUGGGUUCCACCCGGCCAGGAAAAUGAUUUUACCAAUAUCCCAACUAGUGACAGCUUUAAUUUGAACGAAAUGACUGGAUUCGAUGAUCUUUUAUCGAAUUGUGAAACGGAACUUUUGAAGACAGAAAAUCUCUUCAGUGACGAGACUCUUAUAGCUGAAUUGGAAGAGUCCAUGACAGGACAACUUGAUGACUCGUCUCCGUUUGAUUUCAUGGAUACAAAUGAAUUUUUAAAUGCAUCAGAUAACAGUGAUUUUAAGGAUUCUAGUAUUCUUGAUCCAUUGAAAUCUAAUGUACAGUCUGUACAGCAAGUUCCAUGUGUUAAUCAAGAGGCUGUGACUCCUCAAGUUAAAUCACAAAGGAUUUCUGUGGCUCCUACCCCAACAGUCUUUAGUUCCCAAUAUACCAUUCCUCAAGGAAUGAAUUUCAAUGUUCAACAACCAGUUGUGACUUUAGCUCCAGUUGCAACACAGCAACGACAGCUUCUCUUACCUGCUAAACUCAUAAAGUCGGAGUCUGUUGUUUACUCAAGGGGAUCACAGGCUGUCACAUCUUCUCCUGUUCCACAUCAGAUUCAUACUUUGGUUAAUACAGCCAAUGGCACCGUUCUUGCUACUGGAAUACCAGUGGUUUUGGAUACUGACAAGGUGCAAAUAAAUCGUUUAAACACUGGGAGUCAUAUAGGCGUACCUAGAGUUCGUGAAGUGAAGCGUAGUGCUCAUAAUGCAAUAGAAAGAAGAUACCGUACUUCUAUCAAUGACAAAAUCAUUGAGUUGAAGAAUAUUAUUGUUGGAGUAGAUGCAAAGCUCAAUAAGUCAGCUAUCUUGCGGAAAACUAUUGAUUACAUAAGAUUCUUGCAAAAUUCCAAUGCCAAAUUAAAAGCAGAAAACAUGUCACUUAAAAUGGCUGCGCAUAGGCAGACAAUGAGAAUGGAUGCUUUGACACCACCACGUUCCGAUACCAGUGAACCAUCUUUGUCACCGGUUCCUGAUCCUCUGUCUCCUCCAUCCCCAUCAUCAAUUAAAGAUGAGUCUGAAAGCUUGCACUCACUUCACCACUCAGUAUCCUCAACCCGAGGUUUAAGAGAUCACACGAGGAUGACACUCUGCGCUUUCCUCUUCGUAUUUCUCGCAUUCAACCCAUUCUCUAUCCUGGUGAACAAUGUAGGACGUUUCAAAGAUUAUUCCAGCGCCCGCGUCGACGGUAGAACGAUUCUUAAUUACAAUGAUCAGUCGGAGACGGAAAUUGGUAUUUGGGGUAGUGUUCUCCUAGGAUUGAUCAAUAUAAUCCUCCUGUUUUGUGGUCUGUGUCGACUUUUACUCUACGGUGAUCCAGUUCUACCAUCAGAUAGCAAAGUCUUCCUGGAUGUACGCCGAUGGCGUCGCCAGGCAGAGUUCAAUAUGUCCAGAAACGAUCAUGAACAAGCUUGCUCUGACUUGCGUCAGUGUUUGGCAUUUUUCGGUAAAACUGUACCAUCCUCAAGACACGAAGCAUUUUUGCCAACUACUUGGCAGAUAGUACGACAAGUGUUGCACACUCUGCGCCUUGAUAAAUUCGUCAACCAUUUUGGCAAAUAUUUUGCUGACAAAUCGGAGCGAGAGCAAACUCAGUUAUCUGCCUUAGAGUUGUCGAUAGUUUAUCAACAUUUGCUGUGUCUAAGACUCUCUAACGGUUCAACAGAAUCUGUCUUAUUCUUGGCUCUGUCUGCUGUGAACUACGCUGAAGCAGCUGGAAAUACUGCACCGAAGACGUACCUGGCUGAAGUGUAUGCGAAUGCUGCCUUGUGCUUGAAACUGUUACCUUUUCCUUUCGUGUACAAGCACUAUUUAGCCAAAUUCAGAAAUGUACUCACUACCUGUGCUGUACCUGAAAAACUAAGAUGGCUCACUAGUCCUGAAGGAUUCAGAUUCCUAAACUCUCAGAAAUGGCAGUAUGAUUCUCGAUGUCAGGAUGAAUUUUCGUCUCAAGCUAGUAAUACUCAACCGCUGUCGUUUGCUGCAAGAGCUUACAGGCAGCAUCUCCUGGGACAAUGCUUGAAACUCAUUACUGGAACAGCUGAAGAUUCGCACGCUUCAGCCGUUCUGGAAAUGGCUAGAGCAGUCGUGGCUUCGGCACAGGUAGAAUCCAGCUCUUCCUUAGUCGACAAACUUUCUAUCAACAAAUGCGAAGAUGAAAUUGGCUUAUGGUGGGGUGCUGUGAUGUGUGUCGCAGCCAGUUGGAGAUUAGGAGAAGACGACACAGCUGCCUGGAGUAUAGUCGUUGGUAGAUUUCCCUAUGAAAAGAGUCCGCAAUCUGGUAAAGGUAGUCCGCUACCUCAUGCAGUUCUCAAUGUGCUUCAGGCUGCUAAAAGAGCUGGUGGGCGAGCGCCAAUGAGAUUGAUAGAUCAAGCCGGAACUUUCUUGGAACAAUCAAUGUUUUACUAUCAUUGCAAACAGCAAUCAUCUCAAAACAUAGUGUUAACUCAAUUAUGGAUUUGUGACUGGCUUCUGGAGCUAAGAACAUCUUUAUGGGAGGAGCUGGAAACUGAAAAUGUUAAAACUUAUGGACAUUCGGCUCUAGCUGGUUUUCAGCGUGAUCUCGCAUGUCUGCGUCAAUUAUGUCAACAGAUUCCAUCUGUACUCACAAGAGUUUUCCUCUACGAAGCCACAGCGAGAAUAAUGGCUGGAGCUGCACCAGUGCGCACACAGUUUUUGCUGGACCGUAGUCUUCGGCACAGAAAUUCUAAAUCUUCUAUUAUUUGUGGGAAAGAUCGUUCCCAAGAACAAGGUACUGGCGAACGUGAGCAUGCUGCGGCUCUUUGUCUGGCCUGUCGACACCUACCCACAGUUCUCUUGGCUUCACCCGGUGAACGAGCAGGAAUGUUGGUUGAGGCCGCAAAGACGUUGGAACGAAUUGGCGAUCGCAAAAGGCUGCAAGAAUGCUACGAGCUCAUAAGGCAAUUAGGACCUGCAAUUUCUGUUAACUAAGGUCAAGAGCAACGUUCAAAGAUUUAGUGCGUACCUGAUCAAUUCGACAGAAAACUUAUAGUUAAUUGAAGGUCUGCCAAAUUUUUAUGAGAAGAAAGGGAUUAUUAUUAUUAUUAUAUUUAUCCGGUCCAGCUUGUGUAUUUCUUAAUAUUAUUUAUUCACCGCUGGACGUUAAUACGGGUCACCGCUUUCGAUUUUAGCUUUACUCCCUUGAAACUUCCUCGAAUUUGACAUAUAUUGUAUCUACGUUUAGCUUUUAAAGUAAAUAUAUAUUCAUUUAUAUAUAGUAA